This is a messenger RNA of Haliotis rubra (blacklip abalone), 663 nucleotides long. RefSeq names its product chitinase-like protein PB1E7.04c. Bases 1 to 663 code for a protein of 220 amino acids. The transcript has 4 exons. The record is from RefSeq and is a predicted model, not a curated record. NCBI's taxonomy places the organism in Eukaryota, Metazoa, Mollusca, Gastropoda, Lepetellida, Haliotidae.
AUGUCCCCCGUCACAGCUGGAGCUUGGCAUACCAUACCCUCAUCCUCUGACACGUCCGUCUGCUCACUGUCUACCAUACCCUCAUCCUCUGACACGUCCGUCUGCUCACUGUCUACCAUACCCUCAUCCUCUGACACGUCCGUCUGUUCACUGUCUACCAUACCCUCAUCCUCUGACACGUCCGUCUGCUCACUGUCUACCAUACCCUCAUCCUCUGACACGUCCGUCUGCUCACUGUCUACCAUACACUCAUCCUCUGACACAUUCCUCUGCUUACUGUCUACCAUACCCUCAUCCUCUGACACAUUCCUCUGCUCACUAUCUACCAUACCCUCAUCCUCUGACACAUUCCUCUGCUCACUGUCUACCAUACCCUCAUCCUCUGACACGUACCUGUCUACCAUACCCUCAUCCUCUGACACGUCCGUCUGCUCACUGUCUACCAUACCCUCAUCCUCUGACACGUUCCUCUGCUCACUGUCUAAUAUACCCUCAUCCUCUGACACGUCCGUCUGCUCGCUGUCUACCAUACUCUCAUCCUCUCACACGUCCGUCUGCUUACUUGAGCACGACAUGUCCCAUUUCCCGCAUGGUCAGUGGACACUGAGCGCGACAGAGGUUGCAGCUACGAGGCGUCUUGAGAGCUGGCAGGAAAAGCGCUAA